Messenger RNA from Triticum turgidum subsp. durum (durum wheat), 1482 nucleotides. Lineage: Eukaryota; Viridiplantae; Streptophyta; Magnoliopsida; Poales; Poaceae. The record is from the annotation of a GenBank genome assembly.
AUGGAGCGCACGCGGGGGCAUCGGCGGCGAAAGCUCUCCGUCGCCGCCGGCGUCGGCGUUGGAGGUGGCGAGGACCGCCUCAGCGCGCUGCCGGACGACGUCCUCAUCCACAUCCUCCUCAAGCUCCGCGACGCCCCCGUCGCCGCUCGGACCAGCGUCCUCGCCCGCCGCUGGCGCCGCGUCUGGGCUCUCCUCCCGGAGCUCCAUUUCCCCGUCGGCACUGACCCCGACCGCAUCCGCGCCGCCCUCACCGCCCAUGAUGCGCCGGCCCUCCGCCAUCUCUUCGUUGCAGGCAUCGAGGCCACCCCCGAAAUCGCUGCGGCAUGGCUCCCCAUCGCCGCGCGCCGCCUCUCUGGUGUCCUGCAUUUCAAGAACACGGGGGGCAUGAAUGGUGCCUCCGCCGGGGAAAGAGGUACCUUGAAGUUGCCUUGCUUCGAGAAAGCAACCAAGGUCGUGCUCGAUCUACAUUCUAUUGGCCUCACCCUGCCGCCUUCCGGCGUAUUUACCCGGCUCACCGAUCUGGAGCUGGUUCGCAUACAGCUGCACGGUCCGUGUAGCCUCAGUGACGUUGUCUCUUCACCACGGUGUCCAUCUUUGCGCCGCCUUUCCGUUUGCAGUGUCAGGGGUCUGGAGAACUUCACAAUCCAGUCGGAAUCUCUCGUACAAUUGGAACUGAGGAGUUUGCAUAUCUUGCAGCAGCUCAAUAUCGUUGCCCUGUCUCUGCAAAAAUUAAAAGUAUUCCUUUGCUUCACCAAUCCUCUGAAUGAAGGUCAACCAGUUGCCAACAUCUCAGCCCCUCAGCUGGUGACACUUGAUUGGAGAAGUGCUUAUGACCCUAGCUCCGUUUUGUUUGGCGAGAUGCCAAAUCUCCAACAACUGACCACCAAUCCUCUUUUUGUAUAUGGAGACGAUAUAUUUUCUGGACUUAAUCAUCACAGCUUGAUGCUUCCACAACAUUUUCACCACAUCAGAAAAUUUAUUCUCAUCCUUUUCUAUCUGCAGGUCCGUGGCAACGAACGGUUCUUGAUGGAAGAGAUGACAAAGUUGCCUAACAUUACCAUCUUGGGACUGGUGGUAUUGGCAUGUGGACAUUCCUUUGGAGCCAGCUCAUUCCAUGUUCUCAAGAUGUCUAGCGGUAUAAGAGAGCUGAUGCUUCAACUUGUUACUCGGAGCGAGUCUAAGGCAUUUGUGUGCCAACCAGGUUGCAUUUGUGCUGAGCCAUCAAAUUGGGAAACUGAGGACCUCGUGCUACCUUGCCUCAAAGAAGUAGCAAUCAACGGUCUGAGAGGAACUGAACAUGAACUCGCUCUUGUGGAAAGGUUAUUCAAGUGGGCAACAACGCUAGAAAGGGUGACGAUAAUUUUCCAUGACUCGAUCUCUGAAAGCAACGGCGAAGAGUUCCGCCAGUUGUUACUAAGCUUCUCUAGGCCAGCAAUAUGUAUGGAAUUCUCGCAUUGCGGAGGAAGUUUAUCAUUUGACUAG